GUGUGUUUGUGAGGGAGAGAGGAGACGCUCACAGGCAAAUACUGGCAGAGAUUUCUCUCUUCACUGUGCUGUGAAGAACUAGCUGAAACUCACACUUCGUGUAGUAACACUGUGUUACUGUUAUCUCAACCAUGAGGAGCAAUCGGAGCAUCAUCUAGCAUUGACCCCGUCUAUCAGUUUACCUCAGGAACGAGAGAGUUGGCGAUACAUCUCCAUUCUGCGGAUGAUUCGUUUGCGUUCUGCAUUUCUCUUCUCCAUUGCAGAUGUGACGGGUGGGAUGAGUGAUUUUACACCUCGUUGGUUUCCACUGCAGCAUGGGAACUGCCGUGUCCAAGAAGAAGAAUUUAAGGAAUGAUGCGAUUUCUUCUGUUGCCGCAAAAGUUAGAGCAGCCCGUGCAUUUGGAGAAUACCUUUCUAACACGCACCCUGAGAACCGCAACGGAUCAGACCAUUUGCUUUCUGACACCUUUACUGGUCAAGACACGGACUCUCCAGACAUCAGCCGACUAAACAACAACAACAGCCUCCAGCCGUACUCCCAUCACAGUCUCAUAGUCAAACCCCUUCAAGAAGAGCUUCAGCCAGGUAGCCAGUCCACCGCUCUUUCUACUACCUCCAAGCGUCGUCUUUCUGCAGAACGCAGUCUUUCUUCUGAGGACCAGCAGAGGAGGUGCACAGAGAACUCGUUGAAACCAGCACGCGUCUACACUAUUACCAGAGAGCGAGAUAUGCUUGGCGGAAAGGGAACCGAGGAGAGCUUGGAACUGGAAGUGUUAAAGAGUACCGGCGAGCCAUCGCGCGCCAACGCUCCAGCUAACAUACGUGGCAGCCAUCAACGUGGAAACAAUAGCCACAACCAUCAACAUCACUAUGGCCACGCCCCUCUGACACAACCAUUGCAGACCUCAGGGAGCGCCCAUAACAUCCAGGACUGGGGAUCUAGGCGGAGCAGGUCAAGGGAGGACUGCACCCCAGAUUGUGUGGCCUGCAUUCGACCACACUGCCAGAGCCAGCGGUCUUUGGACCUUGAGACCUCAACAUCACACAUGAACAGUGGCAAGCAUCACAAGAAGCUGGAGAGGAUGUACAGUGAGGACCGAGGGUCAUCUGAGGACAGAGAGGAGCAUCCCAACAGUUGGUUCCCUAAAGAGAACAUGUUCAGCUUCCAGACUGCGACCACCACAAUGCAAGCAAACUUCCGAAAGCACCUGAGGAUGGUGGGCAGCAGGCGGGUUAAGGUCCAAACAUUUACUGAUCGCAAAGCGAAGAGCUUUAGCCGCUCCUGGAGUGACCCCACCCCUGUCAAGCCCGACUCUCUUCAUGACUCCAGAGACAGUGGAGACCUUCAGGCAUCAUCUGGCAAUCUGGAUGAGGAAGACUGUAAUGAUGUAGACUGGGAGGAAGAGAAGGAGAUGGAAAGAGCGGCCUGCGAGGGUGACGAUUUCAUCCCACCGAAAAUCAUGCUAAUUUCAUCCAAAGUACCAAAGGCAGAGUACGUACCGAACAUCAUCCGCCGGGACGACCCGUCCAUAAUCCCUAUUCUCUACGAUCAUGAACAUGCAACCUUUGAUGAUAUAUUAGAGGAGAUUGAAAAGAAGCUUGCCGCCUACAGAAAAGGCUGCAAAAUCUGGAACAUGCUUAUUUUCUGUCAGGGAGGUCCAGGCCAUCUGUACCUACUGAAGAACAAGGUGGCCACGUUUGCUAAGGUAGAGAAGGAAGAGGACAUGAUGCAGUUUUGGAAGAAACUUGGCAGAUUUAUGAGUUUAUUAAAUCCAGAGCCAAACCUCAUCCAUAUUAUGGGCUGCUAUGUGCUUGGAAAUGCUAAUGGAGAAAAGCUUUUUCAAAAUCUCAAGCGACUGAUGAAACCUCGAAUCAUUGAUUUUAAGUCUCCUCUGGAACUAUCGGCACAGGGUAAGGAGAUGAUCGAGACGUACUUCGACUUUCGCCUCUAUCGUUUGUGGAAGAGCCGCCAACACUCCAAACUUCACGAUUACGACGACCUUCUGUGACAUUCUGGCAUCGGUUUAAGAAGCCUGAGAGGCAGGUAGCUUAUACUUUAGGGCCCACGUGCCAACAUUCUCCCCAAAGAGCCUGGGCAAUGUCCUGAGGUGGAGGAUGGAGAAUGAUUAGGAUGGUGGCUGACAUUGGGAAAAUGUCCACCCUCAGAUGUAACAGGAAGGGGGUUAGGUGCCGUAUGUCCACCCCGUCCAUUUGAACAUUCAGCCAAUGAAUGAAAGAGGAACACUCGGUAGAUAACGCAAUCUUACCUUUUAGCCUUUGUUGAAGGUGUAGUAAAUGUUUUUCCAUUUCAGUGGGAUAAACAAACACUGCGAUAAGAAGAUGAAAAUAUAAGAAGUGUUUUUAUUUAAGGAACUAUUUUAAGUAGCUGUGUUUGUGGUAAACUAGCAGGAAUGGCGAAACAGGACUAAAGAUUAAUGUUAUUCACUACAAGUGCAGGUAACCUGUGGAACUACAUAUCUGUUGUUUUUACACAUCUACUCUAUAAAAUAACUACUGUAAUUUGAUGUUAGCAUAAUAAUAUUGCACAUUUUAGUUUUUGAAGUACAGUAAUGUUUUUCUAGGAUUCUUGAAAGGAAGAAAAACUCAGGUUUCUGUUUUUUUACUGACAUUCUUCUGUAGACGAGAGACAAAGAGAAUAAAAGAGAACAGGUAGGAGAGGAAAGAUUUGUUUUUUUACUCGAAAGGAAGAUGUUUAGUAGUUACCUGAGUGGGUUUGAACUCAUAAUUGAUAUCUGUAUCAGGGGCUUUGUGUAAGUUUUCUGUAGAUUAAGUUUGUGGAUCCAUCGUCUACAUUUCCAUGAAUUGUGUAAUCAUGUGUAAUGUUAAGGCUGUGCUUAUUAUAGAUUGAUAAGUUUUGUCCUGUGGUGUCCUCCAAUAUUUAAAAACUACAAAACGUUUUAAAUAUUCUAACAUCUUGAGCAGACAUUGAAUAAGACUUGAAAAAAAUAAUUUUGUUUAAAUAUAGACAACAGUAGAUGAUGAAUUUUGCUUAGAUUGCGUCAUUAUAUUUCUCUAGCUGUGUUUUGUCACGUGCAUUUAUGUAGUUAGUGUUAUUUCAAAAGCACUACUCAAUCUCUUUGGUCUUUAAUAGCAUUCCUGUUCUAUGGUGUUUUCUCUGUAGAUGGAGAAAAGUGAAUCAUAUCUCUCAUUAGUCAAAGUGCAAUAUUUAAAAUAGUAGUAGUAGUACUUAAUGUUACUGUAAACACGUUCAAAUAUCAAGGUUGGCGUUUCACGCUUGCUUUUUAAAAAUAGUAUACAAGAUAGUACACUUAGACUCUAAAGAAGGAGGAUAAUGUUCUCUAAGCUCUCGAAUUUGGUGUGUGGGUGUUUUUGGACGCCCCAAAUAGAUAACAAGAUAGAUUGGUAGAUGGAUGUUCUUUAAUGGUGGAUUUUCAAGUGCCAGCAGCUGGUACAAAAACAGUCCAAGACAUCUAACAACCGAGGAGAAAACAUUGCAAUAUCUGUUGGCAGCAAGCAGAAAAGAUAUUUACUACACGCCUGAAUUUGUGGGGUGGGUGUGCGCCUUUGUUUGUAAGAGUGGCGUUUGAGUUUAAAGAUGUGGAAAAGGGCACUGAGAUGUGAUUUCAUGCAUCUGUGUUUGCCUUGUGUUGAGCCACGGUACUCUUUUCAUCUUAUGCAGCCACCCAGGAAAUCAAAUAAAGCAUAAAAGCAAAUCUGUGUAUCUGUAAGUCCAUCAGGGGAAUGGAUUAUGUUCAGUUGUGAUAAGAUCAAAACAAUUCAGCCUUUACUGAGCAAAUCAAAGAUUUGUGCUUGUCUUUAUAAUGUGUGUAAUACAAUUGUUUCAUUACAUCAUAUAUUACAUAUGGUUCGAAAGCUUUGCGUUUUGCCUUUCAGGCUCAUUUAAACUCAUAAAACCAUACUAUAUAUAUAUAUAUAUAUAUAUAUAGUGGGGGUAAUAGGACUUAGCAUUAGAUUUAUAAAUCUUAUUGUCUUGUGUGUUGAGGCAUAAAGCCAAUAAGAAAUAAGUUUGGGGGAUCUUUAAGCCUUCUGGAUUUGUAAAAAAGGAUGAAAGGUCUAUAAAAAUGAAUGCUGCUCUUGCAAUAAGAUAUUUAGUGUAUGCCGUAUGUCCUUGUGUUGAUUAUGUCACAUGCAUCACUAAAACCUUUGAGAGCCACUUAACAUAUUCAUUACUAGGAGGAGCUUAAUACAUCAUCUUGAACUUUAAAACUAUUUUGUAGCAAUAGACAUUGUAACCUUAGCUGUAUUAUUUCUAGGAAAGACCGUACAGCUUGUUCUGUUGUCUGUAUCUUUGGAUGAUGAUUAUGUUUUCAGCAGCCUACCUUUUUGCAUAAUGAUGAGAGACUGAGAAUGCCAAAAAGCCUCGGUGAAAGCUUCAGGCAAGGUUUCUUUCGUAUUAUGAAAUAAUGAAUUUAUUACUUGUGAUGCUGUUAUCUGGACAUUAAUGAUUCCUGAAAUAUUAUAUUAAUGUUUAGAGAGAUGUAUUGAUUGUGCCCUUAGCAUUUUAUAUAGCCAAAACUUGAAAUAAGAGUUGAGCGUUCAGAUCAGGUUCUCUUUGGUUUGAUGAGGGACAGAAAACUUGCAGAUUUGUUUUAUGGCUGGACCAUGUUACACUACUUGAAAAUGUAAAAUGUUUUAUUUCAAGCCAUUGGAAUUUCUUCAUUUCCCGCAGCUCUUAAGGUGACAUCCUGCUGUUCGAUGUGAAGUUGUUGAUUACAUUUAAUGUGAAAUGAUUGACAGCAUCAUGAUUGCACAGUUGGACUUUUGGGCUCAUGAUGUUUUUGAAGAAAUAUGUUUUUAAAAGGACUUCUUUUAUUCUCCACAAAGCCUAAUGUGUGGAUCUGAUCACUAAGCAUUAAGCAUCUUCAGUAGCAAGUAUAAUAGUUUUAAUAGCCUAUAUUACAAUAAGUGUAACGACUGUAAACAUGUUUUCUUUGUCUGGCUAAAUUGCCUAAUAUUUGACAUAACAGUGUCUAGUUAAAAAACUAAAUUGAGGAAACUUGAGGAAAUUCGAUUCUUCAUCUUCUCAUUUUGUUACUUAAAAAUAUUGGUUGUAGUUUCUAACUCUUUAUUAGCUCACUAUUUACUGAAGUUGUAUUCAGGAAGAUCAUUUGCUGUAAAAUUUUACUUUAUGAAAAGGUUGUUUUUUUCCUUGUACAACCUCUUCACAGCAAUGAACACUGGAAAUGUUUCCUAAUAUGUUUCACAGUAAAAUGUUCCCAGUUUUAAGUGUAA
This is a messenger RNA of Paramisgurnus dabryanus, 5235 nucleotides long. RefSeq names its product NMDA receptor synaptonuclear signaling and neuronal migration factor b (gene nsmfb). Gene Ontology annotation, biological process: regulation of neuronal synaptic plasticity; regulation of neuron migration. NCBI's taxonomy places the organism in Eukaryota, Metazoa, Chordata, Actinopteri, Cypriniformes, Cobitidae. The record is from RefSeq and is a predicted model, not a curated record.